This is a messenger RNA of Saprolegnia parasitica CBS 223.65, 1138 nucleotides long. RefSeq lists its product as hypothetical. Bases 24 to 1049 code for a protein of 341 amino acids. NCBI's taxonomy places the organism in Eukaryota, Oomycota, Saprolegniomycetes, Saprolegniales, Saprolegniaceae. The record is from RefSeq and is a predicted model, not a curated record. The transcript has a single exon.
CGGACCUGAUUCGCGCAGUGACGAUGAUGCGACCGGAGCCGAUCGAGACGCCCGCCGCCUUUACGACGGGCCCGGCGAUGACACCUGUGGCCGGCGCCAAGGACGUCUUCGAGGACUCGGAGCUGCUCAAGGCCUCGGAGAAGAACACGGCGGACGAUGACGCCGGCAUCGACGACAUUGAGCUCGCGAGCACCAAGAGCUCGACCAAGAGCGACGCCGAGCUCAUUGGCAAGGACGCGCCUGUCGAAAAGGAAAACAAGAAAGAAAAGUACGAAAAGGCCGGUGGCGGCCAUGGGCGCAAGCUCCUCGCAGUGCUUGCGACGCUGCUCGUGACGUCAGGGGUUGUCGUCGCCGUCCUCAACCCGGACCAGGUGUCGAAAGCCUGGGCGACGGUCACGGGGGCCAAGAAUGACAACACGACCAGCCCGACGCUUCUGGAGGGCAACGUGUCCUCGAACGCAACCCACGGCUUUGUGUCUCUCCCCCCGACGACGGUCCCGACGCACGCACCGACGCAUGCGCCGACGCUCUCGGAUGUGGUGACGUCAACCCCGUCGACUGCUGCCCCGUCGACGACCAAGCCGACGACUGUGGCGCCCACGCCUAGUGUAUCAUCUAAUUCGUCCUCGAUCAUCGUAUUGCCUGCUGCCAAGACCGAUGCGCCGGUGCAUACCACCCCGACAGUAACAACAGUGACGCCCAAGCCCACGACAGAGACGCCCAAGCCAACGACUGUCACGCCCAAGCCGACAACCGAAACCCCGAAGCCGACGACUGAGACGCCCAAGCCGACGACAGAGACGCCCAAGCCGACGACAGAGACGCCCAAGCCGACAACAAAGACACCAGCGCCUACGUCUGCGUCGACAACGACCCAGGAGGUCGCUGGGCAUAUCUUUGUGGUCCCGACGAACAGCUCGUCGACCGACGCGUCGAAGAACGCGACCGCGCCGCACGAUUCCGUUUGGGGGCCGAAGGAAGGCUCGUCUAGCAGCAACUCCAAUACGUCCGAGCCUACCUCCGUGCCGUCGCGUUGGAGCCACCCGUGAACGUGGUGACGAGGCUGUCCUGUAUAUAAACCUCGUUAUAAUUGCCGUAGAGAAUGCAAAUGGAGCCCUCUUGUUGGAGACCAAACUUA